CUUUCAGAUACGCACGGAAAUUGGACCGCUGUACUUGUUCGCUUUGCGGUCUCCCACAAAAGUGCUAUUGCGCCUGACCUCAAGUGUUUUCUUUACCCAAAGGUAUGAACAGAAUGUGCUGCUUUUUGCAUUGCAUCAUUCCCUUCCUCCUAGUUUAAAGAUAUUAUUACCUGAAGCAUUGUUAGUAUAGGAGGCUGGCUGUGAAAGCCGGCCUUGGAAGGGCCAAAACAACGGCUGCAGCUUAUGUUGGGAACUCUCUGACCGUGCACAAUUUUUAUCUUUCAUUCACACACCGUGACUGGAAACCUCUUUAUUGGUUGGUCCGACAAGCUCACGUGCUGCUGAAUUUAUUGUACGGUCAAGGUCAACAACAAGGUUGCCCCCCCAAAAUUAGAAAGGACUUUCUCCGUCUUCAUAACAAUUACACUUCAUCAACAAUGCCUGAAAGAAGCGAUCGACUUCAAAUAUUUAAAUAUUUGGGUGUGUUAUCUUCCUAUAAAAUAACCAGCAAGCUUACUUCAAUGAAAUGAAGUUGCAGGACCUUUUGUUGUGACAUGGGAUGACAUAGAAUCGUUUUCGUCCCAUUCACACGCCCCAAGCUUUUUUUAAAAAACAUAAUAUAUUAAGUUAAAGCUCUAGACUUAUAUUAGACUUUUUAGACUAAAAUUUCCGACAGAUCGAAGUUUCUUAAAACGUCACAAGAUAAUUAACCAGCGAAAUUAAGAUAAGUGCAUGAAUAAAAUAUUUAUUUCUUUUUUUUUUUGACCUAAUUCCUUUUAGAACCAGACCGACCUCACACUGAAUAUUUCUUCGUAUGGCUUCAGAUAUCCAGACUAUUUAUUCCUAUUACAGGUGAGCAUCUAGAGCUGCCACAAGCAGGUCGACUUCAGGACUUUCUAAGCAAGCGAAGCGAGCUUUCCGUUGGCAUCGAAGCGAGCGACGAAAUCGUAAGAGGUCUGUUGCCAUAUUAAAUGGGACGAAGGACUUUAUUGAAAGUCUAGUGAGCAUCGAGACUCACAUUAAUCAGCUUCUUUGACCUGAGUAACUGAUUGGUAAAUUGGUAAAGUUUGCUCAGCAGCUAUAUAUCGUAACCAAAUCUUGAAUAUGAGCUCGAAAGUGACGGCCAAAUCAUUUUAUUUUCUGAAGAAACAUUUAUCAUAUGAUAAUGGCAACAAGAAUAUAUUAAUUAAUUUCAAACUUUUGAGACUUGGAAGAAGUGGUAUAGCUUACUCGCGAUCAUCCACACUUUAGGGCAUGUGAGGGAGAUCGAAGCAAAUCGAACUGAACGGUUGUUUCUCUAAAUAAUUUUCUUUUCCUUGUUACGUUCACUUAUUUUUUUAAGUGUUUGUGCCUUUGUUCUGUGUACCUAAAUGUGCAUUAGUUUUCAAUUCUUUUGUUUAAUAUGUUUCUUUCGUCACACUUGUACUGCUAAUGUAAUAGAGCACCGUUAGUUUUUGCCAAUUUCUGUAACUUAUAUAAAUAAAGAAGGCUAAAGAGGCUAAAUAGAAUUUCUUCGUCAGCGUAGAAAGUGUGGCUGUAGUGUGCUAGGUAUUUUCAAAAAGAACGUCAUCGGUAUCAUAAAGGUCAAUGUGUGUGAGUUUAACUUUAAUUAGUUUUACGAAAUCCCUGCAAAUAGAAAAAGUAAAUUACACUUUAUGGGACUUUCAUCAAUUUAAGUUAGCAUUUCCUCUCCGGUUGUUACCACUGAAAGUUCAAGACCUGGAUCUCUUUUCAGAUUUCAGGUUUCCCUUUUACUCAGGAUGCAUUGUCAGUUAUGGAGACAUACGAACCAAACUUGUCGACAACAAGUAAGUGUAUCUUGUAUUAAAGUGGGAAGGGGUUUAUAGUUAUUAGCAAUACUGCAACUACAAUUGCUCUUUGUAAAGAAGCAAAUGAUCGUACUAUUUCGAAUUCGUAAUUAUUAUUGUUUAUGAAUUUGUUUUUCUCACAUGCUUGCGAUAAAAAAAGUCCUAGGACCUUGGGAUUUCACAUCAAAUAUCACAAUGCACUCAACACUCACAAAUGCGUCAUCCUCGAAAAAAUCAAGUAUCACUGUAAGGAGAAAGCUAUGCGGCUUUUUCAGGAACGUGGUAGACUUCUAGAAAAAGAAAUUAUUGUUCUUGAACCCUCUGACGCACGUACCAAGUCUUUUCAUUCAGAUGUUCAGUUUUUCCUCAGAGACAUUUUGGCAAACUUUAUUGACAGUCGAUUUCUAUAGUUACAAAAUAUGACAUCCUUAAUUUCAGGAACUGUGGGUCUAUAGCAGUAUUUUUCUAAUGAACAAAUAACCGUACGACCACUGAUGUCAAAUAUCUACUGUCCUGACUGAGCACUGUCUUUCAAACCGAGUUAUCUACUCAGCAUACUGGCCUCCCACUAAAUAAACUAAUCCAGUAGUGGCACCACUUUACACAAGAGGAAAAUAAAUAGAAAAUGUUGACUGAUAUUAAGACAUUCUGGGCAGUUUUCACUGGUCUCUCAUAACUGUUUGCGAUCCAAAAUGUAAGUAGCUCUUGGUGUGAAAAUGGGUGAAAAGUGCACUCGUUUCACUUAAAAGUGGAGAAGGAAACAAGUCGGUGUUGGGUUAAACACCUAUUUUUUUUACUAAGUUACAAAUAUACAAAAAAACCUAGUACGUAAUGUAAACUCUAAUUUCAUGGAUUGUCCAAGCCUUUAGAUUAAUGGUUAAAUAUUGAGUAACAAAUGAAUUCAAUCAGUAGGUUUGAGAAUUCUAUGAUGUUCUUGUUACAAUGUAUUUUGAUAAAUAUCAAUGUUUUUACUAUAAUUGUGUUUUCAUUUUUAUUACUUUAUCUUCAUUUUAUUUGUAGCGACACAUCCUCCAAAGAAAGAAAAAACUGGUAAGUUUAAAGUAGGUUUGAUAAGAGUAACGUUAAAGAUGUUACAACUCCAAGAAUAUAUUGCUUAGUAACUUGAUCAAUCCGCUACGCUUUUGUUCUUUGUGUGUUCAUGCCAACGCUCAACUCCCAUGCGCAAACGUUAAACAGGUGUCACAAGAGUCGAAAGAACAUUCGAAUCAUUACGACUCAAAUAAUGACGAUCAUCGUCUUCGUUUCUAUCUCUGUCGUCAUCAUCAUCAUCAUCAUCAUCAUCAUCAGGGCACGCACCAUAACGUCCUCCUCACUGUUGAAAAUUGCACUCAGGAUCUGCCAUUUGGUCAUUUAUUUAUCUAUUUAUUUUUUGAAAAAACUUUGACGAAAUAAUAAUGUUAAAGUACGGGUAAGAUAAUAAUCCAAUACGUGAUACGAGGAGGUGCAGUAUUCAUGGCUUCAACACCCUUUUCCAUUUUUUUGAACUCAGUCUUUUAUAUUUCAAUUAAUUCAAUGAUUAGUUUGAAAUGUCCUUAAACCUAUUCGUUUUAACGAAGAAAGGAACAGGUAUGUAAUUUCAAACUCUCUUAUCAUGCAACUUCUUUCUCAGCUACUGUAGUCGACUUUCGUUACAAACGGAGCACUACAAAGAAAAGUAACGGUAUGAGUAACAAUAGUAAAAAAAUAGAGUACCUUCAUGAUUUCGUGUUGGUGGCGUAGUACAUUCCGGCUGCAAACAAGGAGAACAAUUAUAUUAUAGUUUUCCAUUGUUUUCCUCCCGUAAGCGACAAAUUAAGGCAAGGCCUGCCAGUGAUUUCGACUCCUUGUUUGCAGCCGGAAUGUACUACGCCACUCGGAGUGUAUAAAUAGCUUUCCGUGCAAAACUUGAAACCAAACAUAUAAUAAUUUACAAAUUACAUGACGAAAUAAAUUACUUUCCAGAAAGGAAACUAAUGUGUCAGGACCUCAUCUGACCCCCGAGUUCUAACUGUAAAAUAAAGUUUUCAAUUUCAUUAAUAUUUCAUAAAGAAAAUACAAAGGAAAUUAACGCGCAAUCCAUCAGGAAAUUGAAUAAGUUUAAUUUUCAGUGGACAAAAACCUUGUACCAGGAUAAUUUAAAUAAUAUCGCAUUCUUUUUUACAUUUUUCAAGGGCUAUUUAUAAAUGUAAUUAGUUACAGUGGAAUCCCGAUCUCGAACCUCUAGGGGAAACGCAAAUUGGUUCGAGAAAUCGGGAUUCUACUGCAACUGUAUCUGUAAUAACACCAAAGAAAAUUUCUCAUGAGAGCCCGCCAAAAUAAAUGUCCAAUUUCACAAAAUGACACCUUACACAUGAAAUUAUCGGAAUUUUACCUGACGCAGGUGUUUCACAAUUCUUGUGAAAUUUGACAUUCUUUUUCUCGGGCUCCCAUGAGAAAUAGUCUUUGGUACGUGUUAUUACAGCUAGCUAAUUAUAUCUAUAGCCCUUGAAAAAUGUAAAAAAGAAUGCGAUAUUUUUGUUAAUUAUUCUAGUACAAGGUUUUUGUCCACUGAAAAAUAAAAUUACUCAAUUUUCUGAUGGAUUCCAUCUUGAUGUUUGAUGAGUGUGUGGAAAUCAGAGGAAAAACUGCUCAUUUUUGCAUUCUUAAUUUCUCCUUCUAAAAUCAUUUUGUUUAUGGAGUAAUAUCAAGCAUUCGAAACUCUGCCCAUCACCAGAUGAAACACCUGGAAGUUCGUCAAAAAUACUCCGCGUGCGUCACAUGCUUGAUAUAUUACUUUUAAAACAAACAAAACAACAACAAAGGGAAAACUAUGGAAAACUAUUAAUAUACUUACCAUCAGGACAAAAAUUGCAGUCGCAGGCUAUAACUGCGCGAAUCCUCGUUCACUAACAGUUAGUCUCCCGUUUCCCUCAAAUAUACAUAAUACAGUGGUAGAUCUCUGUUAUCGGUCACAAAGAAAGGAAUACCAUUUUUUCUCGAUAACCGAGGAACGUAUGCAGCCUCGAUCCUCUCCCCCCUCAUACAUAUUUUUAUGGUUCCAGCUUACUAAUUCAAAGUUUUCAUUUCUAGAUUCAUAUUUCUCCAUAUCCAUAUCUGUUGGCGUCCUCGUAGGACUCGGUUUGGUUGCGGUUGGUCUUUUAGUGCACUUUUUGCGCUCCAAGCCGGAUAAAAGCAAUAAUCCGUUACCUCAAGGUUUGUAUAUCGUGAAUUCCUUUCACGUCAAAUUAAAACAAACCACUAGAUUAUGGGCAUCCCAAUCACUUCAUUUCAUACAAGUCACUACCCUCUUGGGUCUUCAACAUCAUUCUUCUCCAAGGCGUCAAUUCCACUUCUCGCCGCAAUGAAAAUUAAAGGGAGCCCAGAGUUCUGAGCCUGUCAAAAAGGUAAAAUUUUCUAGUCGCCCAAGAGCAAAAGGUAGGAGCCAGGGGCCACUUUUAAAGAUUUGAACGACCCUGGAAUGGUUGAGCCCAUUAUCUUCUCUUUUGACGCUGUUGCUAUGAAAACGUCUUCAAGCUAUAACUUAACAAAACGACACGUGAUGUGACAGACACGUUUGUCAAAACUUUCAAUGACUGUUAAGUUUCAAGGGAGGUCUGACAAAGCUUCGACAUCUCCGGUUUCUAAACUUAAAGUUCAAUUAAUCCUGUUAUGAAUCACUUUUAUCACAUUAAAAAGAGAUCUGGGUUGUUCUCUAAAAUAGCUUCUCCCUUUGUUAACUUGAAAAGUUUCAAAUGCUCCCCUCGACUCGAUUUAAAAAGCGAUUCACCUUCUGUCACUGGAGAGAGGGCUGUGAUUGGCGUUCAUGGUAUAUAGUGGAUAUGGGUAUGAUGUCAUGGUCCUAAAGGAAAAGCAGUAGAAAAUAAGACCCAGUUCAUGAUCGACGUUUGAACCAAUUAAGUCCGACAUGUCUAAUUUGGGUCUACCCAUGAAUUAAGUUCGAGUGGCCCUAAUGCGAAUUUCACUGUGGAGCGACUUUGUUUCAAACGUCGAACUUUGCAUGUGCCGAGCCUAAUGCAUAAAUAACUCAAAUUUGUUUUCUCUUGUAAGCAUUUUAGACAAUUGAACAUCAUGAUAAUAUAGUUAUUAAGUUCAUGAGAAGAUCGACGUUUGAACUGGGCCUAACUGGCUUUUUGGUAGAUUAAUAUAGUUUCUUUAAAUGUUUAGAGUUAUAAACUAUCCUCAAAAUAAUGGCCACGCUUUGUUUGUUUGUUCGUUUGUAACCUUUUUCUUUCGUCUCUUGCAGAUUUUAGAUACCACGCAUUUAUAAUAUUCAACAGUGGAGACCAACGUUGGAUGAAGACCAAGCUUCUGCCUCUAUUGGAAGAAAAGCACCAUUUAAGUUGUUGUAUACACUAUAGAGACUUUGCCGUAGGGAAGCCUUUUCGUGACAGCAUGGCAGAAAGUGUUUACAAUAGCCACAAAGUCAUAGCAUUAUUUUCCAGUAAUUUUGUGAAAAGCAAUUAUUGUAAGUACGAGCUUGACCUCGCCAUAGGACGGCUUUUAUCGCAUCGCGAUUGUUGCUUGGCUGUCAUCAGGAUUGAUAAAGUUGAUAGUAAUAUGCUGCCUAAAGAACUCAAGGACAAAAGCUUUAUAGACUACAGCAAUGCCACCGAAAGGCGCAUUUGGAAACGAAAACUCCUAGAAUUUCUUCGUCUGCCUGGUGAUGAGGAAUGCCAUGACACUGACGUUAAUCAGAACUGUAAAAUUAACAGCACAAAUGACGACAACAGAGAAAGGCUAGAGAGUGCCAGCAGCAUGGAAUCUGAUGCGCACCAAGAACAUCCCAAUGCUGACAUGGAAGAAAUCAGUGACUUGAGCAGCAUAAAUGUAAUUCUUCCUCUGUUACCAUUUGUGAGGUUGGAGAGCACUACCAGCAAUGACACCGUUAUAUCUGUGGUGUAA
Porites lobata is the source of this 6710-nucleotide messenger RNA. Lineage: Eukaryota; Metazoa; Cnidaria; Anthozoa; Scleractinia; Poritidae. The record is from the annotation of a GenBank genome assembly.